Messenger RNA from Ictalurus punctatus (channel catfish), 1524 nucleotides. RefSeq lists its product as uncharacterized. Lineage: Eukaryota; Metazoa; Chordata; Actinopteri; Siluriformes; Ictaluridae. The transcript is spliced from 5 exons. Gene Ontology annotation, cellular component: external side of plasma membrane. The record is from RefSeq and is a predicted model, not a curated record. Gene Ontology annotation, biological process: cellular response to lipopolysaccharide; cell surface receptor signaling pathway; T cell costimulation. The coding region runs from base 463 to 1224 and encodes 253 amino acids.
GUGAGAGCUCCUCACUCCCCGUGAGUUCGGUCUGGGACAGGAACCGAGGCUGUAAGUGCACUUCACUCCCGGUGGGAUUUGUCUGAGAUAGGGACCGAGGUUCUUGCUUUUUAACAGUUUUGGUCUUUGGGGGAAAACGCAAACAACCCCAAAGCAACACCCCACUCAAGUCAGAAAUGGGUGUGGUACUGACUCUGUGCUUUUGUUCUGCUUUAAAAGCGCGUUAGUGUCAGAGGGAAUUUAUUUCUCUCACCACCGUCGCCUCUGUCUGCUCAUCAGGGAUAAAUUCAUACAUUUAAAAUGAAUAUCCUGAACUGAUAUAUUUCUGUAAAGCUGCUCUGGGACACCGUCCACUGUUAAAAGCGUUAUACAAAUAAAACUGGAUUGGAGUUUAAGUCUUCAGUCGGACUUUGAGAAAAGUUUUGCAGCUGCAUCGGUGUGUAAUUCUGAGGAGGAAAAAGAAUGAAGUCGGUUUUAAUGUCUGUGUACCUGUUGCUGCUGCAGUGCCACGCCUUUAUCGUCAGAGAAAUCAUAGUGAAUGAACCCGUCACCUUCCCGUGUACCUGCUCUGGACCUUGUCCGGUGGGUCGGUGGACCCGCUUCAUUCCCGGCAACGCCGUGAUUGCUGAAGGCCGGAUGUGUCGCAGUGAACAGCGUUAUCAGAAAAGAUUUGCAGUACCAGGAGAUCAGAGCAGAGGAGACUUCUCCCUGAAGAUCAGUUCAGUCGCCUACAAUGAUGCCGGCUCCUACAGGUGCAGCUGUAAUGGAGAAUCAGUUACUGAAGUCAAAAUGAAAGUUAUUGUUCCGACGGGCGUAAAGGCUUUCGAGGGGGAGAUCGUCACCCUCCCGUGCUACGGAGACACUCGACGAGAUGUUAAAGACGUCAAAUGGAAGAAAGAUGGACAAAAGGUUCUGCUGUACACUCAUGCAACCAGAUCAGUGACUACCGAUGAAGCAUCAGAAAGCAGAUUUAUGAUGUCAGUAGAACGCUUUCUAGACGGUGAUCUCUCUCUUCACAUCGGUUCAGUUCGCCUGUCUGAUGCAGGAGUAUAUCAGUGUCUGAUCCAUGAUGAAUCUCAGGACGGAGAACCGCGAGCUGUUUUACUGAAGGUAGAAGGGCUACAAGAGUUAACAACCACCAACAGCGCUGAAGUUACAGUGCGGCCUGUUCUACUAGGAUUGAUCAUCGCUGUAGGACUCAUCGGACUGACAUUUACAUUGUGAGAAGAUUCAGAGAUGAUCCUCCAAUAAAUCCAGGACUGUAGGAUUUUUAGUUUUUUCCCAUGCAACCCUGCUCUGUUGUCCCAUGUGUUCAUUGUCCUGUGUAUUUAUUGUUCAGUGUAUUUAUUGUCCUGUGUAUGUAUUGUUCAGUGUAUUUAUUGUCCUGCACUUGUCUCACACUGUUGGGUAUUUGCACUUUAUGUAGUCUUAUGUACUGCUAUGUGUUGCACCAGUGGUCCUGGAGAAAUGGCAUUACUUUCCUACGUAUAUAGAGGAAUAACAAUAAAACCCCACCUGACCCGA